Messenger RNA from Lodderomyces parapsilosis, 3303 nucleotides. Its product is annotated as aromatic acid exporter family protein. The record is from RefSeq and is a predicted model, not a curated record. The coding region runs from base 1 to 3303 and encodes 1100 amino acids. The transcript has a single exon. NCBI's taxonomy places the organism in Eukaryota, Fungi, Ascomycota, Pichiomycetes, Serinales, Debaryomycetaceae.
AUGCCUAAUUCACGAGAUGAACAGGAGAGCAUCUCUUUGAGUUCAAUUUCUUCGUCGGCUGCAUCAAGAACAUCACCAACAAAUAGAGAGAACCCAAUCGCAUUUAACUCCAAGUAUGAAGAGCACAAUGAUAAUACGAUAAUUUGCAAUGAAUACUAUCCCGAGGGCGAUAAUCGAAAUAUUGGAUCUACUAUCAUAACAGAAGAGCCAGUAAGAAAAAAACCUUUAUGGAGAAAGGUUUAUGACGUCUUAUAUCCUGAUUACGUCUUAAAACAUUUGAAUUACAACUCAUUAAAAGUGGUGCUACAGAGCUGGGCUCAGAUUUUCUCUGCGGCAAUUUUAACAAUUGUACCAAAGACAAGCAACUGGCUCUCAGGCGCACCUUACUUGGCUUUGAUUGUGUCGUUUAUCGGUAUUUCUGGUGGCACAUCAAUUAUUCAAAAUGUUUUGAUUGCUUUGGCUAUGUUGAUUGGGGUGUUGAUUUCCUUUGUGCACCAUGUUGUUAGAUCCAAGAUUAUCAAUGACUUACACGGCGGAAUUACACAGCUGCAGUUAGUGCAAAACUUGAUAAAUGAAGGUGUUUGUCAAAUGGGUUCUGAGCUUCAAGACUGUGUGAUUGAUCAGAUUUAUAGUGGGAGGUACAUCAAAACGAGUGCUGUUGUCAUAACAAUGAUUUCAAUGAUAACAAACACAGUCAUCUUGGGCAACAUUAGAGGCAUCCACCCGUUUUGGAAUUCGUGUUAUAUCAUUGGCCAGAUAGGGAAUGUGAUUUUCUCAUGUUAUGGACAUUUUUCACCGUUGUACCUGCCGUUGGAUAUGGGAUACACUGUGUUGAGACCUGUUGGGUGUGCCCUUCUUUUGAAAGUUGGAGCAGCUUUUUUUGUGUUCCCACUGACUUCCAACUUUAGAUACAUUGCUGGUGCACAGGGCAUUCUCUCCCAAUUAAAGCAAGCCUCAGCCAAGAAUAUGCGUCUUUUCAAAACAAUGAAACCCUCAGCUCCAAAUUUUGCCAACUAUAAAGCUUUCAAGAAGGAAAUGACAAGCAUUCGAGGCAAAAUGGCACCGAUGGAGGUUAUCGCAUCCACAAUUUGGUUAGAGUAUUCUUAUGGGAGGUUCGACGUCGGUGAUGUUGGGCAAUUUAGAUCUUUGGCUAAAAACUUGGUUACAUCUACUGCAAGCUACGCUCAUUUUUUCCAAUUGUUACAGGAACGGACUUUUUUUGCCAAAGAUGAUUUCCAUAUGCCCAGGCGUAGGUCAACUGUGUCCUCCUUGACCCAUGGACACGCCAAGAUUUAUAGUGCAUUCCAAGAUUCCUACAGAAAAGUUGGUGAAUACGAAAACAGGAAACGUGUAAAGACAUUGCGAAAUCGAAUUGCAUAUCAUGGACGAGGGCAUAGGUUGUCACCCGAUGAGAUUGAUCAAAUUGCUAAAAUACUCACAGACAAACUUAGUCCUUUAUUGGAAGUAUCGGACAAUGCACUAGAGGUAAUACUUGAAUGGGUUGCUGCUGCAAACAACUUUAGAUUUUUUGCUCUAGUGCCGUGGGAAUAUAAAAAGCAUGUUGCAAAACAAAAAGAAAUGGCGGAAAAGGUGAAACAAACAAAGAAGGAGAUUUUGGAAUUACUUGCCAAAUUCGAAGACGUUGAUACUUUAAAGAACAUGAUGCUCGACAACAGUCGUAGUGAGGAAUGGCUUUUGUUCCUCAUUAGUCAAGGCGUGUUGUUUCUUCAAAUCGCUAGACACCAGUGUGAUAACAUUGUCAAACUAAUUGAUCUUCUUAUCGAUUUGGAUGAGAAGCGUCCCACGCCCACAUUUAUAUCGUAUUUUACAAAGACCAAGUAUUCGAAACCCCGUCAUUUAACUAGUGAUCUUGACGGAGAAGUUCCCGAUUAUUUGCGGCAAGAAACGCAGAGAAGAGAUGCUGAUAAUUUGCCUCCAGCCAACUUGGGUCAAUACAUUGGGCUCUAUAUCACCAAGGCAUUUUACUUUUUGAUAUCCGACAAAUUUUGGUUUUGGAUUCGUGCGGGUGGAUUGAUCUGCCUUGGUGCUACACCAUACUUUGUAAGAACUACAGCAAAUUGGUACUACAACAUAAGAAUGGUUUGGCUUGUUAUUAUGAUUGCUGUUUCCAUUAGUGAGAGUACGGGCCAAACCACAUAUGUGUUCAUUUCAAAGCUUAUUUACACAUUUGCGGGGUGUUUACUUGGACUUGUCUGCUGGUAUAUUUCAUGUGGAAAAGGCGCUGGUAAUUAUUAUGGUUACGGUGCUGUUAGUGGUGUCGUUUAUCUUUACUUGAUAUUUUUCAGACAUUUUUCUGUGCACCUGACAUUGCUACCUCAAGUUUUGCUUGGCGUGACUACAAUUUUGGUAUUGGGAACAUCAUGGCUAGAUGCUAAUGGAGGAAAAGCUGCGAAUGUCGGUUAUGGAUGGGAGCCAGCUUACUUGCGAUUUAUCGGAGUUGUCAUCGGGUUAUGUAUAGGGUCAUUGACAGCAGUGCUCCCUAAGCCCAAGUCCUCAAAGUUUAUUGUGAGACAAAUCUUGGGAUCCUCAUUAUCUGAGGUUGGUAAUAUCCACUGUGAUAUUUCCAAGUUUGCUGUAAAAAGAAGUAACGACCCUUCUUACCAUAUUAAGGAGAGGCAUGACCUUCUUUUGGCUAGAUUCAGGUAUUACUUUAUGAGGAUCUCGCUGUUGAGUAAACUUUUAGUUCCGUUGAAAUUUGAAUUGCCUAUUUCAGGAUACUGGCCAGAAUCGAAAUAUUUACGACUUCAAGGGUUAAUUGGUGACACGGUGCAAUUGUACUUGAUGAUGUUGAUUGCUUUGAAUGAGCUCGAGGAUCCAGCAACUUGGGUACCGAUAAUAAUGAAACGUGUUGGAUUUUGCUAUUCUGAGUUGGAUGCAGAACUCUUUUCUCUCAUCCAUAUGGCUUCAGACGCAAUAAAGACAAAAGAUGCGUUGCCCAAAAUUACAGAAGCGAAUGUUUCAUUAAGACAUAUGGAGUUGUUGCGUCGACAGUGGGGUAUUAACAAAAUCUCAUUGAGUGAGAGAUUUUACAACUUUAAAACUAAUGUCGACGAAAGUGGUCAUAAUGCUUUGACAGAACAUCUAGAUUACAACAAGUUUUUCAGUCGAGAUGGACAAUUGAACAUCUUGUCAUUGUUGAUUGCACAUAUGAUAUACAAUAGAUUGGAUGAGAUCAUGAUUGUUGUGAAGGGACUUGUGGGUGAGAUGUACGAUAUGGAUGAAAGUAUUUUGAUAGAUGAUGACACUGAGGAUGAAGUAGCCGUCGAGGAGCUAGAGAGAUGA